UGCCAAAUGCGCAGACGCUGAAUGUAAACCCGGGGUGUGCUGACGUCACCGUCUCUCUCUCCUCCGGUUAGGCGCGCGCGAAAGUAGCGGAGUGAAAUCUCACGAGCUAGCGCUGAUCAAACCGAAUAGAAACUCUCCCUAAUCUUCAAACAUCUGCAAGAACCAUGGCGGACCCAAAGGAGGCACAAGAUGAUCAUGAUGCAUCCACAGAAAAUGUAGAGGACCCCAACCAUGACCCUCAGUUUGAACCCAUUGUCUCGCUACCGGAGCAGGAUGUCAAGACCCUAGAGGAGGAUGAGGAAGAACUUUUCAAGAUGAGGGCAAAGCUGUAUCGUUUUGCCAGUGAGAACGAUCCCCCUGAGUGGAAGGAGCGUGGGACGGGUGAUGUCAAACUCCUGCGACACUCGGAGAAGGGUUCCAUCCGCCUUCUCAUGAGAAGAGACCGCACCCUUAAAAUCUGUGCCAACCAUAACAUUAUGCCGUUGAUGGAGCUGAAGCCCAAUGCAGGCAGUGACAGGGCCUGGGUGUGGAAUACACAUGCUGACUUUGCAGAUGAAAAACCCAAACCAGAGCUGCUGGCUAUUCGAUUCCUCAAUGCAGAGAAUGCACAGAAGUUCAAGAUGAAGUUUGAUGAAUGCAAAGAAGAGGUCAGAAAAUCUCUAGAAGGUAAGAUUGAUGGAAUUUUCUACCAUGUCACCAUGCAGACUCACUCUGUUUAA
Molecule: messenger RNA, 719 nt
Organism: Sinocyclocheilus grahami
Lineage: Eukaryota; Metazoa; Chordata; Actinopteri; Cypriniformes; Cyprinidae
Product: ran-specific GTPase-activating protein-like
Exons: 5
Coding region: 165-719 (184 amino acids)
Biological process (GO): nucleocytoplasmic transport; positive regulation of mitotic centrosome separation
Cellular component (GO): nuclear pore; centrosome; cytoplasm
Molecular function (GO): GTPase activator activity
Source: RefSeq, a predicted model, not a curated record